AUGCAGAGAGCCCUCCGAGCCUCGGAUUCCGCCCUCGCCGCCAUCGGCAACACGCCCCUCGUGCGCCUCCGCCGCCUGGUGCCCCCCAACCACGCCGAGGUCUACCUGAAGCUCGAGUACACCAACCCGACCGGCUCCCACAAGGACCGCAUGGCGGCCGCCAUCAUCGAGCAGGCCGAGCUCAGGGGCGCCCUGAAACCCGGCGCGAAGGUCGUCGAGGCCACCGGCGGCAGCACGGGCUCGUCGCUGGCCUUCGUCUGCGCCGUCCGGGGCUACCGCUUCCAGCCCGCCUCCUCGGACGCCUUCGCCCCCGAGAAGCUCAGGACCAUGGCCGCCUUCGGCGCCUCCGUCGACGUCAUCCGGAGCCCCUCGGGACGCAUCACAGCCGACCUGAUCCCUGCCAUGAUCCGCCGCGCCCGCUCCGUCGCCGACGAGGACGGCGCCUACGCGACGGACCAGUUCAACAACGCCGACGCCCUGGUCGGCUACGAAGGCCUGGGCCGCGAGAUCCUCGCGCAGCUCCCUGAAGGCGUCGACGCCUUCUGCGCCGCCGUCGGCACGGCCGGCCUGGCCAUGGGCGUCUCGAGGGUCCUCAAGGCCGCGCGGCACGACACCCGCGUCGUCGUGCUGGAGCCGGCCUCGACGCCCGUCGUCACCGAGGGCCGCGCCGGUGCGCACGGCGUCGAGGGCAUCGGCAUCGGGUUUCUGCCACCGCUCUUGGACCGGGCGCUGUACGACGAGGCGAGGGCGGUAGAGGAGGAUGAGGCACGCGCCAUGUGUCGGCGGCUGGCCAGGGAGGAGGGCAUAUUUGCCGGGGUCUCGACCGGGUUGAACGCCGUUGCGGCGAUUCGGCUGGCCCGAGAGCUGGGGCCCGGGAAGAGAGUCGUGACGAUUGCGUGUGAUUCUGGUCUGAAGUACCUGAAUAGUGACUUGUUUCAUGGUCCCCAGUAG
Molecule: messenger RNA, 951 nt
Organism: Colletotrichum higginsianum IMI 349063
Lineage: Eukaryota; Fungi; Ascomycota; Sordariomycetes; Glomerellales; Glomerellaceae
Product: Cysteine synthase a
Exons: 1
Coding region: 1-951 (316 amino acids)
Biological process (GO): L-cysteine biosynthetic process
Cellular component (GO): cytoplasm
Source: RefSeq, a predicted model, not a curated record